This is a messenger RNA of Fraxinus pennsylvanica, 1377 nucleotides long. The record is from the annotation of a GenBank genome assembly. Lineage: Eukaryota; Viridiplantae; Streptophyta; Magnoliopsida; Lamiales; Oleaceae.
AUGGAGCAAUCUCAGGUUGCUGUAAUAAUGGUGCCGCUUCCAUGCCAAAGCCACCUCAAUCAGCUUCUCCAACUCUCUGAACUAAUAUCCGAUCAUGGAAUUCCUGUCCACUUUAUCGGCUCUGCCACCCACAACCGGCAGGCAAAACUCCGUGCCAAUGGCCUAAAUUCUAAUGCAAUGGCCAAAAUUUAUUUCCACGAUCUUCCAUCUCCUCCAAUUGCUGCUAUAGAUCCAAACCCCAACACGCUUGAUAAAACGCCUGUACAUCUUUGGCCAGCCACCUCGACCUACAUGAAUUUUCGUGAACCCAUUGGUACGCUCUUAAAAGAUUUAUCGUUCAAGGCAUCGAGGAUUGUGAUUAUCUAUGACAGGCUUAUUGCUGAAGCAGUUCAAGAUGCUGUGUUAAUUCUGAAUUCAGAAUCUUAUGCAUUCAACUGCCUCUCAGCUUUUAAUCUGUUCUUAGUACUGUGGGACUUUACAGGGAAGAAAUUUGAAGUAGGCAAAGAACUAGAAAACCUGCCUUCUGCGAAAGAAUUUUAUCCAGAGGGGAUCCUCCAUUUCAUAGCAUCUAAAACUGAGUAUCACAAACAUAGAGCUGGAGAUAUUGAUAAUACCAGCAGAGGGAUAGAAGGUACUUAUAUUGAUCUACUCGCUAGAGAAGAGAUUAGAGGAAAUGAGAAGCAGUGGGCAAUCAGACCUAGGCUCCCAGUAAAACUGAGUUCAACUAAUGACUCAAAAAGCAAGCACAAAUGCUUGGAGUGGCUCGAUAAACAGGCUCCAAAAUCGGUUAUAUUUAUAUCGUUUGGAACAACAACUUCACUGUCGAAUGAAGAAGCCAGAGACAUUGCUAUGGGGUUAGAAGAAAGUCAGCAGAAGUUCAUUUGGGUGUUGAGAGAUGCCGAUAAGGCAGAUAUCUUUGCUGGAGAAGCUAGAAGAAUUGAAUUGCCAGGCGGGUUUGAAGAGAGAAUGGAAGGAAUUGGAAUCGUGCUGAGAGAUUGGGCUCCUCAACUUGAAAUUCUGGCUCACAAAUCAACUGGUGGAUUCAUGAGUCACUGUGGGUGGAAUUCGUGCUUGGAAAGUAUUACUAUGGGUGUUCCGAUAGCAGCAUGGCCUAUGCAUUCUGAUCAACCAUUGAAUGCAAUAUUCAUAACAGAAAUUCUCAAAGUAGGUAUCACUGUAAGGGAAUGGACACAGAAAGAGGAACCAGUCAAAGCAUCGACAAUCAAGAAUGUUGUAGAAAGGUUGAUGGCAUCGGAAGAAGGGGAUGAGAUAAGAAAGAAGGCUGAGGAGUUAGGCAUUAAGGUUAGAGAGUCGAUGGAGGAAGGGGGCGAUUCUCGCAAAGAGCUGGACUCUUUCAUUGCCCACAUCACUAGAUAA